GCUAAACAUUUGACUUCAAGGUCACAGUAAUCGUCCCUCGGGUGUGUGGUUUACUGCGUUCAGGCAAUCGCGUGGUUUUAAAAUAGUCUGGUUCAUGAUUGUAAUGUCAAGGUUUUAGUAUUUGUACAUAUUUGCUUACAUCUGAAGAUUUGUUAAUUAGCUCAAUUUACCAGAUAUCUGAAUCGAUUAAUUUUAUAGUAGAAUGAAUAUUGGGGGAGUUCAAAUAUACUUGAUUAAGAUCUUUAGACGUGGCUUCGCUGUUAUUUCUAACAAGCCUUACAAAGUUUCUAUCUUUGAUUCAUGGAACACAUGUAAACAUGCUGACGGAGAUCAGCCGGAUUUUCGUAAUGUCCCAACAGUGUCCGCUAUACUAAGUAAAACAGCACCCUUGGAAAGUACAAUUGCACUCCGAAAAUGGCAGGAUAAAAAGAAAAUUGAACUUGGCGAAGAUGGAUUUCAGGAGUACAUGAGAGAACUUCAGCUUUUAGGAAAAAGUGUUCAUUCCAGUGUAGAAGCACGACUUAUAAAGGGCAAGUUUCCUUCUAAUCUACCUGAAAAUGUUUCCAAAUAUUGUGAAAGUCUAAAAUAUAUCUUGGAUGAUUUAAAGUCUUCUGCAGUAGAAACUAACUGCUUCCAUCCUCAGCUUUUGUAUCGCGGGAGGUUUGAUAGUAUAGUAUUUUUAAAAGAUAUAAACGAACCUAUUUUGACUGAAUGGAAAACAGUACACGAAUCCAAAAGAAUAUUGACUAUUGAGCAGUCUUAUGAUAGUCCAUUACAAGUUGCCGCGUAUAUUGGAGCUUAUAACUUUACUCGUUAUCCUGAAUCUUUGCCUGUCAAAAAAGGAAUGCUGGUGUAUUCUUAUGGUGAUGGUUAUCCAGCUGCUCGAUUUGUUUUAAACGAAACUAACUUGUUACAUUACUGGGAGUUGUGGUGUGAACGUGUUCAAGCUUAUUAUGAUCAGGAAUAUUGUAAAACUGUUCAGUAGUGUUAGUGUUAUUACAUUGUUGGUAAUAGCAAGUGUACAAUGAUGCUGGUGAUUUGAGUUCUCUAUUUGUUGUUCUAUUAUAUUUUCAAUUGUUUUCGGUGUAUUAUUCUGAUUAUAUUCGUGUUUCAUUUUGAUCGUAUCAGAUUCAUAUUGAUUAUUCAACUGAUUAUCAAUUAUUUGUGAUGAUGUCAUAUUUUCUUGCAUGAUUAUUACCUCUUUUUUAUUACCAUUCUCCAAUUGGUUUAAUUUAUUUUGUUGUUUUUCCAUAGAAUUCAUAUGUUUAUUAUUCAUAGUUAAAACAGUUGUUAUUGUAGUCUUAUCUUGUGAACUAUUAUAAUCAUUUACUGUGAUUGGACUAGGUGAACAACAAGGCGAUGAACAUGUAGUAGAAUAAUACGAAUUAAAUGUUACAUUAUGCAUAAAAAUAUUCGGUGUAGAUGGUUCACUUUUUAUAUGUGAUAUACAUUGACUAUUAUUAUUAUUAUCAUUGUUAUAAGUAAUAUGUUUAUUGUUAUUGUUAUUAUUCUGGUAAUGAUAAUUAGUAUCCAUUGAUAAUAUCAAAUUUUUUAAUAAAAUUUC
Schistosoma margrebowiei is the source of this 1564-nucleotide messenger RNA. NCBI's taxonomy places the organism in Eukaryota, Metazoa, Platyhelminthes, Trematoda, Strigeidida, Schistosomatidae. The record is from the annotation of a GenBank genome assembly.